This is a messenger RNA of Columba livia (rock pigeon), 1757 nucleotides long. Its product is annotated as inositol 1,4,5-trisphosphate receptor-interacting protein-like 1. Gene Ontology annotation, cellular component: membrane. The transcript is spliced from 2 exons. Bases 142 to 1608 code for a protein of 488 amino acids. NCBI's taxonomy places the organism in Eukaryota, Metazoa, Chordata, Aves, Columbiformes, Columbidae. The record is from RefSeq and is a predicted model, not a curated record.
CCUUCCAACCCCAAACGUUCUAUGAUUAUGAGAUUGCCACGGGCAGGCAGAGGACAGCAAACCCAACGUGAAGCACCACGCAGGGGCCCGUGAAGAACAUGAACUCUGGCCCAGCCUUCACGGGGACAGCGGGCAGCUGCCAUGGCUUUUUUGGACGUUUUCUUGGUGAUUUGGCAAAUUCUUACGCUGAACGUGCAGUCGGUCGGCUAUGAGCCGGACGAGGAGACGUGCGAGCGCAUGGAGCAGCGUGCGGAGAUGCUGAACCGGGAGAUGACUUGGCUGUGGCAGGAGGUAGAGGAGAGGAGCCGUGAGCAGAGCAACCAGGAGCAGAGCAACCAGGAGCAGAGCGGCUUUGCCUGGGCAUCCCUGCUCCAUUCUGCCUUGCAGCACUGGCACUGCUGGGCCAUUGCUGGAGUCCUGGUCCUGCUCUUGGGGCUCUGCUGGUGGCUCAGGAAACGGAGCCGUGAGCCAGAGAGAGGUGCAAACGACCUGCGAAGGCUUUUGGCGCAGCACAUCCAGAGGCCACUUCAGAACUGGGACAGAGAGAGCGAGGCUGUUAAGUACCUGGUGGAAAGAUUCAUCUUGCUCUUCAAGUAUGUCUUCUUCGAUCCCUGGUACCAAGUGCUGGAAGAUGCCAUUGAGGUGGGCAGCGCCUUCGAAGGCUGGAGUCCCCGUCAAGAAGACAUCACCUACCGCCUGCUUGUGCUCCUGAAGCCCCCCCGUGGACACACUUUCCACCUGGAGCCGAGCCACCUGGGGCCGGUGAGGAACUUUUGCGUCCGUGUGGACUUGGUGUGUACCUGUGAGAUGGAGCGGCCGGCAGGAGAGACACGUUGCUUCCUCCACGACCACGAGGAGGAGCAGUGGAGGAACGAGGGCCCCAGCAUCCUACACGACCUCUGCACUGACUCCUACCUAGAUGUGCAGAAAAUUGCCCGCUGUUUCCAGGACAUGCUGAGACAUUCCUGGAGGAUUCUGCCGGAGUCAGCCACACACCGCCUAACAGUGCUGCCCUCCGACCGCUCCUGCAAAUUCCAGGUGACACAAGGCGGGGGGAAAAGGCUCUUCAUUGAGUUGAUGUUUGGGGUGAGGCAGGGCGACUCGGACAUCUUCGUGAGCAGCCAGAAUACAGAGGCCGCCUACACACCAAGCACCAUGUGGCCAGAGAGCUACGCUGUGGCAGAGAUGAAGUUCUUCAGGCAUAUUGCCAGGCACGCACAGCCUGACAGCAUCCACCUCAGAUGCCUGCAGCUCUGCGCCCGCAGCCUGCUGGACACAGACUUUUCCACCCGUACGUUAAAGACCGUCGUGAUGCACCUGCUGAGCACCAUACCCCCGACAGACUGGGGCAGGAGGGAUUUCUUGGAGCGGCUGGAGGACAUUCUGCAGUACCUGCAGAGCUGCCUGGAGGAGGGACGCCUGAACCACUUCUUCAUUGGCAACGAGAACGUGCCUGAAGAGAUCAUCUUGCCCCAGGCUUUGCGAACGGCUGAACCGCUCAACCUCUUCCGCCACCUGGAGCAGGAUUCUGAUGCCUGUGAGAACGCGUGGCUUGAGUUUCUCAUGCUGCAACGUCGGCUUCGUACACUGGUGCUCCAGGGACGCUGAAAGAGGUCUUCCUGCACAGAGCUGGACAGGCCAUCGCGAGGAGGCUUGUGACAGGGACUCCAUUACCACCUGCUCAGCGACCGCACCCCCGGCUUUGAGAGCGUCCAUUCCAUCCGGGAGCUCUGCCGUUUGCAAAAUCGCCAAUAAAA